CGGCCAGCGCAGGAAGCUUGCCUGUAACUCAACAUUCCGAUGCCUCCGAGACCCUGUUUGUGACCUCCGCUGCAUUCCUCCCCCCGUUCUAUGAGACCCCACCUAUACCUGCCCCGCCGUUUCUAACACACCGCACGGCAGGGCGUGAUUGCGGCAAAAACCCGCUGUACAUCUCCGGCUCUCUACCCCGGCAGCCGGGCGGAUCCGCGUGACACAGUCCCCGAUCCACGGGUCUCGCUAUGCCUGGUCCGGUGGCCGGCAGCAAGUCCCGCGUGUACGCAGACGCCAAUACGCUGAAGAGCCGGGAAUACUGGGACUACGAGGCCCACGUGCCCAACUGGAACAACCAGGAGGACUACCAGCUGGUCCGCAAACUGGGCAGAGGGAAAUACAGCGAGGUGUUCGAGGCCAUCAACAUCACCAACAACGAUAAGGUGGUGGUCAAGAUCCUGAAGCCGGUUAAGAAGAAGAAGAUCAAGCGAGAGAUCAAGAUCCUGGAGAACUUGCGAGGGGGGACCAACAUCAUCCGACUGGUGGACGCCGUCAAAGACCCAGUGUCCAGAACUCCGGCGCUCAUCUUUGAAUGCAUCAAUAACACCGACUUCAAGGAGUUGUACCAGAAAUUGACAGAUUAUGAUAUCCGUUUCUAUAUGUAUGAACUACUCAAGGCUCUGGACUACUGUCACAGUAUGGGAAUCAUGCACCGCGACGUCAAACCCCACAAUGUGAUGAUCGACCACCAGUUGAGAAAGCUACGCCUUAUAGACUGGGGUUUGGCAGAGUUCUACCACCCGUCCCAGGAGUACAACGUCAGAGUGGCUUCGCGUUACUUCAAAGGCCCCGAACUCCUAGUGGACUACCAAAUGUAUGAUUACAGCCUGGACAUGUGGAGCUUGGGCUGCAUGCUGGCCAGCAUGAUCUUUCAGAAAGAGCCCUUCUUCCACGGACAGGACAACUACGACCAGCUGGUGCGAAUCGCCAAGGUCCUGGGGACGGACGAGCUGUUCGGCUACCUGCGCAAAUACCACAUUGAACUGGACCCGCGCUUCAAAGACCUGCUGGGACAGCAGAGCAGGAAGCGCUGGGAACACUUUGUGCAGACGGAGAACCAGCACCUCGUGAGUCCUGAAGCUCUGGACCUGCUGGACAAGCUGCUACGCUACGACCACCAACAGAGGCUGACCGCCACGGAGGCCAUGGAGCAGCCCUACUUCUACCCGGUAAUAAAGGAGCAGUCAAACUCUGACAACAACAUGGUGACCAGUGGCAACACCACGGCGCGGUGAAACGCAGAUGUGGAAGACAAAGAAGAAGAAGAAAGAGAAGAUGUUACCUCAGCUUUGUACCCGGUUGUGACAGUAACUACGACUACGUGUACAGUGACAAUGGAUCAGAUGAUCUCAGACCAGUUCCACUCCUCACAGAUCCAUAGGUUCAUACAGACAUGCACACACAAACACCAACAUUAAACAAAUAAAAGCACACGUGAAAAACACUUAGUCACUCCUCGUCUUCCCCGUCCCUCCGUUUAUAUAAUCCCUGGAUUGUUUCAAUCAGCAUGGAGAAUCCCCCCCCCCCCCCCCCCCCAGACCUGUUUGUCCAUUCGCCUGUCUGCCCCCCGCUCACCGUCCCCAUGUCCUGUGUCCCCCCCCCCCCGUCAACAGAUAGACGUCUACUGCUCCCGUUCUGACAGUGGC
Messenger RNA from Pungitius pungitius (ninespine stickleback), 1697 nucleotides. It is a transcript of the gene csnk2a2b, whose product is annotated as casein kinase 2, alpha prime polypeptide b. Lineage: Eukaryota; Metazoa; Chordata; Actinopteri; Perciformes; Gasterosteidae. Gene Ontology annotation, biological process: peptidyl-threonine phosphorylation; peptidyl-serine phosphorylation; regulation of chromosome separation. The transcript has 12 exons. The record is from RefSeq and is a predicted model, not a curated record. Gene Ontology annotation, molecular function: protein serine/threonine kinase activity; ATP binding. Gene Ontology annotation, cellular component: nucleus; protein kinase CK2 complex; cytosol. The coding region runs from base 240 to 1286 and encodes 348 amino acids.